AAUAAACACACACGGGAAAUUAUGUACUGCAUGCCUUUUGAAGUGUCCACUCUGUUCCUAAUAUCCACCGUGUAAAGCCCAUUCAAUGGACCACUAGACAAGCUCGACAUCUGAAUCAGAAUGGUUGAAAUGAAAACCCUCAGCUGCCUCUGUCUCUGCCUCCUGUUUGCCAUCUGUGCUUGCCGACGCUCGUCCUACAAUAGCUCACAAGGAUAUUCAAGCUCAGGAUACAACAGCUCACAAGAAUAUUCCGGUGGUAACAACACAGGAUUUCAACAAUUUUGUGUAAAGGCCUUUGAGACCAUUACACAAAUAGUGAUGCUCCUCCCCACCGCCACUACAGGAGACGUAAGCCAACUUGCAUUACUUGCCGAGUUAGUUAAUGGAAAAGAAACCGGGGCUGGGUUCCAAGCCAGACCAUAUCUCGGCGCUGGAGCGAAUGCACUCGGACCUCCUAUCGGGAUAAUAGUCAGCGCUACUAACAAUACGAACGAAGUGAAUAUCACCAUCACCAACCCAACUAAUCAACCCAUCAGCUUUGUUAUUACGAAACCGAGUGUAAUCCUUUGCAGCCUCCUGGCAAAGUUUGGAAUAUUCAAAGGCACGGAUUUUCGGUACGGACCCGCUUUGCAAGUCCUCAGCGUCACGAGAGACGUCCUUGCUGCUGCGAUUAAUAAUACCACCGGAUCGAAUGUAACAGGCACUUCUAUAUUAACGAAUGUGUUCCCGUUCCUUGGUUGAGCUAAUGAUUACUCGACUUUCUUACAAACAGGAUGAUUAUUGUUUAAAAUAAUUUGUAAUUUUGUUUCCAUUUUUUUAAAAUAGGGCUAUUUAAUCCUGACAUCAAGAGAAGAGUGUCGAAUAAUUAUGUAGUAAAAGUGUUAAUCAAUUCCAAA
Messenger RNA from Bemisia tabaci, 896 nucleotides. The record is from RefSeq and is a predicted model, not a curated record. Lineage: Eukaryota; Metazoa; Arthropoda; Insecta; Hemiptera; Aleyrodidae.